AUAUAUAUUACUUAUAACACAUGUGUUGGUCAUACAAAUCCAUAUUUGAAAAGUUCCAUGCAGCUAUCACUUUGAGCUUGACUCGCUCCUGUUAGUAAUAAACGCUCUCGGCGUGCAGGUAGCUCAGCAGAAAGCGCCACCGUAACGCUCUGGAGCGCUCUGUCGUAAUGAACUCAAGCGUAGACGAACCUGUGCAUUGGAUGAGAAUAUCAUCUCGAGACUUUUCAAUUAGAAUAUCGAACCGCGUGGAAACGGACAAAACACAGCAAACAAAUGGAAGGAAGGAUUAUCAAAAUAAAACGGUCACUGAUCAAGCAGGGCUGUUAGAUCUAACUUUAAAACAUGGCUAUAGUGUACAGCUGCAUAGCCAAAGGGCACAUUAUCCUGGCUGAUGUCUCACUUAGAGGCGGGGAUUUUCAGGGUACUGCUUUAAACUUGAUUAGGCCAAGCCCCAUGGGUCCAUUAUCAAGAGACAGCUUUCAGAGAGGGAGUUUCAAUUACUAUACUCUGUUUAAUAACGGAAUUACCUUUGUGUGUGCAACAGAAAAGAACAUGGACUCCUUAACAGCAUACAGGUUUCUUGAUGAGAUUUGCAAGAUCUUUGUUGAAAGUCCUCUGAUAAACAAAGUGGCAUUUGCUCAUCCCUUUGAAUUGAGUGCAGACCUUAAUCAGGUGCUGGGCCAGAACAUGGCUGACUAUAGUGCAAAACCGAGUUCUGGAAAGCUGGACGCUGUACAGGAGCAGGUUAACGACGUGAAAAACAUUUUGUCAGAUAACUUAAACAAAGUUCUAGAAAGAGGAGAAAGGCUGAAUGAUCUUAUAGACAAAACAGAUGACCUGCAAGCAACUGCCGAGACUUUCCAAAAAACAUCAACAAGGAUUGCUCGGAAGAUGUGGUGGAAAAACAAAAAGAUGCUUGCUAUUAUUGUGGUGAUAGUUAUAAUAAUUAUAAUCAUCAUAAUUCUUUUAGCCACAAAUGUUAUUCCAACAUAAUAUCCACCCAGUGGUUUACAUUUAUCAGACUCCUGACUUGUACAUGUUUUUUGCACAUUACGUUUAUAAUUUAAUACAUUGUAAAUUCAGACAUGUACAUAAUUGUAUUUCAAUAAAAAUGUGUUUUGUGCUUACGAA
Molecule: messenger RNA, 1131 nt
Organism: Acipenser ruthenus (sterlet)
Lineage: Eukaryota; Metazoa; Chordata; Actinopteri; Acipenseriformes; Acipenseridae
Product: vesicle-associated membrane protein 8
Exons: 7
Coding region: 343-993 (216 amino acids)
Biological process (GO): vesicle fusion; exocytosis
Cellular component (GO): SNARE complex; membrane
Molecular function (GO): SNARE binding; SNAP receptor activity
Source: RefSeq, a predicted model, not a curated record